Messenger RNA from Brassica rapa (field mustard), 979 nucleotides. RefSeq lists its product as uncharacterized. The record is from RefSeq and is a predicted model, not a curated record. NCBI's taxonomy places the organism in Eukaryota, Viridiplantae, Streptophyta, Magnoliopsida, Brassicales, Brassicaceae.
AAUUUAAAAUUAAUUUAAAAUUUACAAAUAUAAAAAUAUUAAACAUUUUAUGUUUCAUAAAUAAGAACAAUCUUUCAUUAUUUCUCCUUUUUAGUUUUAAUUUUCUCAUAAACAAAUAUUCUGUGAAAACUAUUGGUAAUAAACUCAUAUCAGUUGUAGCAUUGUUUCUAAUUAUUUUACAUCAAAUUUCAUUUCCUUUUUUACAUUUUGAAAGAAACAAAAAAAAAAACAAAAUAAAUUGAAACAUUCCAUUCGCAAAUACUCAUGGUUAACCGAUCGGUUCUCUUUUUAAUUGCAGUCGGUCUAAUGUCACCGAGUUAUGAGUACAAAAUUCCAAUUUUGUCCUUUAAUAUUUGGUCAACGCGCGGGCGGCAAGUCACUACUUUAACCAGAGAGUUUUUCCUCACCGGCAUUGAGAACCCUAAACCCUAAAUCAGUUGGCGAGCGAUGGAGGGAGUAGAGAAGUUUUUCAGCAAGAUGGUGACAGAUGCGAAAUCGGCAGCUUCUUCUUCUUCCUCUUCUCUUUCUGAUUUCGCGGAUAAUCUAAUCCAGGAGAAACGAGCCGGCGGCGGCGGCGGCGGCGGAGGUAACUCAACUUCAUACGACACUUCCGCAGUUUUGGUCAAAAGAACUCCCAGUGGAGUAUCGGCCUGGACGUGUACAAAGCUGUGCGCUGUUUUCUUUGUCGCUGGAGUGUUUGUGGGUUAUACGCUUAAGAGACGGGUCCGAAGCUGGGCCUCUAAGCUUCUCAGAAAAAUCAGAGAUGAUUAAACUCCAUACCUCUCUUCUGCUUCUUGAAUGUGUUUUACUGUGCUCAAGGCACUUUGUUGUUUAAUAUUCUCUUCCUCUAGUCACAGUUUGUGGUAAUGGGGAUAGUGAUCACCUCUUGAGAGACGCAUACAUAUUCUUUUGUGUGAAGUAACUAUUGAUGCAGCAAAUGCGUACCGUGUAAUGUAAAUUUUGAAACAGUACUUUCAAU